Messenger RNA from Centruroides sculpturatus (bark scorpion), 1101 nucleotides. RefSeq names its product solute carrier organic anion transporter family member 2A1-like. Gene Ontology annotation, biological process: transmembrane transport; sodium-independent organic anion transport. The record is from RefSeq and is a predicted model, not a curated record. The coding region runs from base 248 to 1015 and encodes 255 amino acids. Lineage: Eukaryota; Metazoa; Arthropoda; Arachnida; Scorpiones; Buthidae. Gene Ontology annotation, cellular component: membrane. The transcript is spliced from 2 exons.
AUUUUAAUAUUAUUACGAAGAUAUUGUAAGUCGGUUUCUACGUUGCACAAUAUUCGAUUAUAGAAAGCUGUUGAACUAUAUUAUUAUAAAUUUUAAGAUUAAAACGUUUGUCUGUAAAUGGACGAUAAGAUAUAUUCAGAAGAUUUGAUUGAUUCAUUUCAUCAAUUUAUGUCAUGUGAGUGCUAUCAGUUUAAAAUAAAUUGCUUUUCUAAUUCAAAUAAUUUAUAUUUCGAAUAAUUGUAUCACAAUGACAAACACGAAGAAAAUAAAAAAUUCCGAAAUUGAGUUUUGUGCUGUGCCAACUUUUGAAUCUUUAUCUGAAGACGUUGCCGAAUCCGAAAAUGACGAUACCUUAUGUGGCUUAGGCAAAUGUAAACCAAGAUGGUUACAACGUUUUGCAAAUUCUAAGGCUUACCUCAUUAAUUAUUGUUUAUUGGGUAUAGUAGAAGCUGCAUAUUUUACCUGCUUCGUAGGUUCCCUUUCUACUCUAGAGAAGCGUUAUGCCUUCGAUAGUAGGAUAAGUGGAUUUCUUAUGAUCGCUGAUAAUUUUAGUCCGAUCAUAAUUAGUGUACUGAUUGGUUAUUUCGGAGGACGUGCUCACAGACCUAGAUGGAUAGCUGCUGGUAUGCUAAUUGUGGCACUCAGUUGUUUCAUGUGUGCUUUGCCUUAUUUCAUCUACGGUCCUGCUCUUCAUUUAAUAACAAAGGAUCCUAACGAACUCGUUAAACCUAAAUAUGAAUAUUGUGAUCCAGAAUCAAAUGAACAUUGCAAAAAAGAAGAAGUAUCGCCAACUAUACCAGCAAUAUCAAUUAUAUUUGUAGCGAAUUUUUUAUGCGGUUUUGGUUACACUGCAUUUUUUGCAGUUGGAACACCAUACCUAGAUGAUAAUGUAGAUAAGAAGGAUUCUCCAGUAUAUUUAGCUAGUAUGUCCGCUUUAAGGAUAUUUGGACCAGCACUUGGAUUUUUAAUUUCGUCUUUCUCUCUUCGAUAUUACGAAGACCCGUUUUGUGAGUGAGAGUAUUGAAUUAUUAUAUAAGUUUGCCUUAAAUUAUAUCUCCAAAGGAUAUUAUAAAACUCAUUCAAUUGUAAAGAAAGCUAUAG